Sciurus carolinensis (gray squirrel) is the source of this 4342-nucleotide messenger RNA. It is a transcript of the gene Aqp9, whose product is annotated as aquaporin 9. The transcript has 7 exons. NCBI's taxonomy places the organism in Eukaryota, Metazoa, Chordata, Mammalia, Rodentia, Sciuridae. Gene Ontology annotation, cellular component: plasma membrane; basolateral plasma membrane. Gene Ontology annotation, molecular function: water channel activity; urea transmembrane transporter activity; glycerol channel activity. Bases 1696 to 2583 code for a protein of 295 amino acids. The record is from RefSeq and is a predicted model, not a curated record. Gene Ontology annotation, biological process: water transport; glycerol transmembrane transport.
GUGGGAUCUGAGUCGUCAGGUUUACUUGUGAGAUUCCUGCUCUCCAUUCCAGAUCUACAGAAUCAGAGUCUCUGUGGGUGGGUGAUUCUAAUACAAGAUAAGUUCCAGAACCUUUGAAACAAAAAGUUAAUUAAGGAUAUGCUGAUGCUGUAUCACAAUUACCUGCCAUAGGAUCAACCAGUACAUUUGCCUGAUUUUUCCCUAGCAUCAUUAGCAGUCUGAGAAGAGAAUGUUUGAUUAAAACAGAUGGUUGAAUAUACCCAGAAUUGGGCUUGGGCAUUGGGGGUGUAGAAGAAUGUCAGCGAGUCUGUGGAAGCUGAGAUGCAGGUUAGGUGUCUCCUGCCCUUGGGCUGUGCCCAGCUGUUUUCUCCAAGUCCUCGCCUUCCUCCUUGCUGCCUGCCUCCUCAGCUGGAAAUGACUGAGGGCCUCCCGCAAAGGUAGGGGAGCGCCUUCUCUGUGGGAGAGUUGGGAGGAAGCACAUGGUGUGGGUACUAAUUCAGUGGACUGCGUGGUAUUCAGAAACUACUGCUGGAUUCUAUUUCUUCAGACAAACCAACUUUGAAAAACAAGUCUUGAAUAAUUGGCAGGACAAGAAGCUGGUCCCAAGCACAGUUUGUUGCCUACAAGGAUGUUAAUUCAUCAAAUUUAAAUAACCAAAAGCCUUGAUUAGGCAUAUUUAUCCCCUUUCUUAUUUAAUUGGGAUGAAAUAUAUGUAGAUUGAUCUCUCUUCAGCUCAGAGAUCUCCAAGUAGUACAGAAUUUCAAGCUACUGUUGUUUAUUUUCUAUGAAUUUUGUCUAAAUCUUUCAUGGUAAAUGAAAAAAAGUAAGCAGGUUUUCAAACUGGAGUACUUCUUCAGAAGAAACUCAAGAAGUUACCUUCUGGCUCUUUCUCAUUCAUGGAUCCCAACCAGCCUCCGCAGAUGGGGUUGAAUUUCAGUCCAGAGGAGGUGUCCCCAUCCCACACUCGCAGUGUGAAGCUUGUGUCUCUGUAUUUUAAUUUCUGCAUCUCUAGAAUGGUCACAGUGGUUCUUGCCAACCUUGGAAGGGUGCCAUGAAAUCACUGAAACAAGAAAAUGAGAAGGAUUAAUCCUGUAGGAUGAUGAACCUGUAUUUUCUUUAGAUUCUCUAGUUUGGAUGAAAACCUCCUUUAGUAAAUAAUGUUUAUACUAGUUGUAUCUCUACCUGAUUCGACAGUGACAAUUCCAAAUUACACCCCAACCACCCACUUCUGAAUAGGAGGAGAAAAAAAAAAAAAAAAUCAGAAGCCUGCAAUUGUGUAACAUGUAAAUCUCUUCUGGACCAGGGCCCAUCGCUGUGGUUUGGCAAUACAGCCAGUGCAACAUCUCUUUUCUCAUCUGCUGGGGGGAAAAAAAAAAGAACCAACAAAGAAAAAAAAAAUACCUGGAGAAUAAAGGUAAUCAUUAAUCUAUCAGGCACAAAAAGGAGACUUCCGAGGAUUUCAGGUUCUAACUCACCAAUUCAAACGCACAGUUGCAAACAGGGAAUGCCAAUUACACCUGAAGAGGAUUAAGCCAAGCUUCAAAUCCGGACAGCAUUUGGACAGUCAGAGAAUCUCACCAGACAUCUUCAGGGAUCUGCCCAGAGUUGUCUAAGUUUCCAUUUUCAUGUACUGGUGAAGGUGAGGACCAGAACAAGCAGGUAUUGGUGGAACGUGGUCCCUGGAGAAGCCUCAAGAUGCAGCCUGAGAAGGAAGAGACCGGGAAGAGUUUCAAGCAGAGGCUGGCCUUGAAGAGCAGCUUAGCCAAGGAGACGCUCUCCGAGUUCCUGGGCACUUUUAUAAUGAUUGUUCUUGGAUGUGGCUCUGUUGCCCAAGCUAUCCUCAGUCGAGGACAUUUUGGAGGAAUCAUCACUAUCAAUGUCGGAUUUGCAAUGGCAGUUGUAAUGGCCAUUUAUGUAACUGGGGGUAUCUCUGGUGGCCACAUCAACCCAGCUGUGUCUUUCGCAAUGUGUCUCUUUGGACGGAUGAAGUGGUUCAAAUUGCCAUUUUAUGUGGGAGCCCAGUUUUUGGGAGCCUUUGUGGGGGCUGCAACUCUCUUUGGCAUUUACUAUGAUGGACUUAUGUCCUUUGCUGGUGGAAAAUUGCUCAUCGUGGGAGAAAAUGCAACAGCGCAAAUUUUUGCAACAUACCCAGCUCCAUAUCUAUCUCUGGUGAAUGCAUUUGCAGACCAAGUGGUGGCCACCAUGUUCCUCCUCUUGAUUGUCUUUGCCAUUUUUGACUCCAGAAACUUGGGGGCUCCCAAAGGCCUAGAGCCCGUAGUCAUUGGACUCCUGAUCAUUGUCAUUUCUUCUUCUUUGGGACUGAACAGUGGCUGUGCCAUGAAUCCAGCUCGAGACUUGAGUCCCAGACUUUUCACUGCUUUGGCAGGAUGGGGAUUUGAGGUCUUCACAGCUGGAAAUAACUUCUGGUGGAUUCCUGUAGUGGGCCCUCUGGUUGGUGCUGUCAUUGGAGGCCUCCUCUAUGUUCUUCUCAUUGAAAUUCACCACCCAGAUCCUGACCCAGACUUCAAGGCAGAACAAUCUGAGGACAAACAAGAGAAAUAUGAACUUAGCGUUAUAAUGUAAUGGUGUGCUUGGUUCUGGAUUUGCAGUUGGUUUGGUAUCUUCUUUAGGAAAGAUGGCAUCCAAGCGUCUCUGUUUUAUUAAGACUGGAGUGAAAUCUACCCAAUUUUCUCUGCUAGCCAUAUGGGACACCUGAUCACAAAGACAUCUGAGUGAAGGUUUGGAAACACUGAUUUCUUCUCUAUCAGUCACCCCACACCCCAGCAUAGCACUGACUUUCCCCCCUGAAACAGCCUUCUCUCUGCCUGUUUAUUGCAUCCUUGAGGGGACUUCUUAUUACUAAGCAAGCACUAAUAACUUGGAAACUUGAUGAUGGACUUACUUGAAUGGUUUCAACUGCAUUACUUGUAUGAAAUAGUGUCACCAAAAGCCUCGCCUUCAGUAUCUACAAAUAUUACAUUCUGAAUAUCAACCAAAACCUAAACUGAAAGACAAAGCAGUGGUUUCAGUUAAUAUCUGUGAACUAGAGAGCUCAAGGAUUAGCUCCCUAGUUAAGCUGUACUUACAGUCUUUGCAUGAACACUAAUAUUCUCCAAACCCAGGGAUGUAAGAAGCAGUAGAAUGCCAUAGCAAGGGGAAGGGCAUUGUGGCAUUUAGAAACCUCAGGAGGCAAGAUAAAUUUGGGAAACCAAAUGGAAUUUUUUUAAUGGAAACCAUUUAUCAGAUUAAUCUCUUGCUGUUCUGCAUUUUAGAGAGCACCAAUCAAUUUCCUGGUCUUUAGUAUAUAAUAACCUAAAAUACAAUUGUAACCUUAGUCAUGAAAAAUACAUCACUCUAUAUUUUUAGUGCACAUGUAUUUCCCUAAUUGCCCACUUGAGGACAGAUGCUUGACAAGUUAAGUCAGUGGCUGCACACAUCUAUGACACUGCACAUGCUCUAGAAGCCAAGAUUGAAAGCACACGGCACACAGUCUAGCAGACUGUUCGAGGUGGAAAGUCCCUGGAAAGAUAACAUUGACUCGUUAGGCUUUACAAUUCACAAAACACUUUCAUACACAUGAUCUGAUUUUAUCCUAAUAAUGACUGCCUGAGGUAAAUACCAGGAUGCCCACUUUUCAGAUAAAGAAACAAAAUCUCAGGGAAGUUAAAUGAGUUGUCAAGAUUAUAGAAAGGUGAACAUUGUCUAAUGUAUCUCUUCACCUUUCAGAAGAUGAAUAACUGAGAAUUGAGAAUCUUUGCCAAUCCUUCCUGACUGGCCAGAAGUGGAAUCAGCAACUUCCAGAAUAGAUGUGCCUUAUGGUUGUAAUGCUCCUGAAUCUUAGGAUAUACUGUCUUACGAUCCCACUUUGUCUGGUUUUGUUCCCACUGUUGCUGAUGCACAAGUGAAGGAAAGAGGUAGCAGUUGGACCAUGGCUUUCAUCUGCUGAAAACAUUAUCAGAAGACCUCGUAAGGCACCCUGGGUCUUGCUAAGUCUUGGUCUUCCUUCCCUGCCAGCCCCACACAUGGCAUUCAGGGAAUUUCUUAUUCCUCCACCUCUUCCCUGUGAAAUUCCCUAACUGAUGUUACUUUCAGUCAGAAGUCACUUGAGUUACACCGCCAGGAGAAUUGCUCUAUGUCAUGGGAUGCACCUUGAGUCCAAAUGUCAAAAGCCCAGAAUUCCAAAGAAAUCCAGCUUCCCAUCUACUUUGUAAUGAUAGCAGAACAGCAAAAAGCAAAUGGGAAAUAUCUCUGAUGACUUAUGUUCUACAACGUAUCAAUUUUUUUUUUUUGCUCUGAAGCUACCUGGAUAUUCCCAAUUUGAAAUAAAAUUAUUGGGUGGGUU